AUGGAUCUGACAAGGUUAAAAUAUGCAUUUGACUAUUAUUGUUCUAGUCAGCAGCCAUUUGCAUCACAGAUCUAUAGUUUAAAAUUAUCCGACGAAUGUGAUCGUCUGACAUUGGUCAAUCGACAUAUGGAUAUUAGUCUUUUCAAGAAUUUGAGAGCAUUAACUAUUCGAAAAUCGUCUCCAGAGAAUUUGAAUAAAAUAUUGUCAAAAUUUCAUUCAUUAUCAAAUCUACAUUAUUUGAAUAUCUAUGCCACAUUAAUACAAUCACCAUAUAUAACAGCCAGACUAUUUUCAAUUCGUUCCUUAAAACGUUUAAUUCUACAUUCAUUCGAUCCAAUUCUACUGCAUUUAACUGAUAAUGCUAUUUGUUCGUGGACUAAACUUGAAUAUUUAGAAUUGAACAGUUGUUAUAUGAUACAUUUCUUGGAGCUACUCAAAUAUAUUGGUCCAAAUGUAAAACGAAUGGCCAUUACUAUACUUUAUAAACGUCGUGAGGAUCCGGCAUCAAUUGAUCCAGCAAUAAUCGAUAAUUUACUGUAUGGUGAUGGAGGACAUCCUCAAAUACCAGAGCCGCCAACAUUAGAAGUUUAUACCUAUUCACAGUCCGCACAUAAUAGAAAAUAUGCUGUAGAAUUUUAUGGAAAGCAACGAUAUAUGAAAACAACAAGCAAUACGAUUGAUGUCGAUAAAAAUAUAACAAAAUUAAAAAUUACAUUACAUGAUAAUGUUGAACAACUAGUAUUGACGAAUCAAAGCAGGACAAUUUAUCCAAACGUAACAAUAAUAACAAUCCAUUCACAAAUGACAACAAGACCAAAAGAAAACGAUCCUAUAAGCAGGUGUGAUAAAUAA
Molecule: messenger RNA, 852 nt
Organism: Rotaria sp. Silwood1
Lineage: Eukaryota; Metazoa; Rotifera; Eurotatoria; Philodinida; Philodinidae
Source: the annotation of a GenBank genome assembly